AUGCGCAAGCGGUGGCUAGUCCCGAUGCUUAUUGAAUCGAAGAAGUUGAAAAGAGUGUCGCAAAAGGUCAUCAUCAUCACCCAUGCGCAGCAAGAACUUAUGAACCAGCCGAGUCUCAACUUCAACGCCUAUUUAUUUGAAACAGCGUGGGACUUUGUAGGAAUGUACCCCCCUGGACCCGAAACUUUGCUCAUUUCUCGAUCCAACAUCCAGAUGGUUCGCAUGAUGGGUUAUACCGACUUCCCACGGGAAAACCGCAUCUUGUGCUGGAAAAGGAAGAGCGACUGCACUAGAAUCAUUGUCUUCAUUGACGUCGAGCAAGCACUGAGAUCACAAUGCAUUCAAGAACCUCUGGAAAAUCCUCAAGAAGGAUGGUGCUGGAUAGCAAAGCUGGAAAAGCCAUUCAACUUAGAGUGCGCCCAGAAGCUCUUGAUGACCAUGUGUAACAAGCAAAACAUGCCUCUUUUUGAGUUGCGAGACAAUCUAGGACAAAUUAUUCCAUGCCAUCAGAUUUUGAGCUAUUUGGACGACGUGCAGGCCCAACGCAGGCCUAGCGAGGGAGACGUUGUACCGGAGGCUAGCAUAAGGACUGUGGAUGUAAACGAACUCUUGUGA
Messenger RNA from Pestalotiopsis fici W106-1, 615 nucleotides. RefSeq lists its product as uncharacterized. The transcript has a single exon. Bases 1 to 615 code for a protein of 204 amino acids. NCBI's taxonomy places the organism in Eukaryota, Fungi, Ascomycota, Sordariomycetes, Amphisphaeriales, Sporocadaceae. The record is from RefSeq and is a predicted model, not a curated record.